This is a messenger RNA of Talaromyces amestolkiae, 1083 nucleotides long. RefSeq lists its product as uncharacterized. The transcript is spliced from 3 exons. Lineage: Eukaryota; Fungi; Ascomycota; Eurotiomycetes; Eurotiales; Trichocomaceae. The record is from RefSeq and is a predicted model, not a curated record. Gene Ontology annotation, cellular component: fungal-type vacuole; plasma membrane. Bases 1 to 1083 code for a protein of 360 amino acids.
AUGUCGGGCUGCACCACAGACUGGAGCAAUGUCACCCUCGCGACAUUCAACCAGACACUCUUGAACGAUACCUCUUUGUGUACUUCCUGCACUUGCCCGCUCGUCCUCGAUGGCGUUCAGCUAUCUUGGGUCAGAUAUUAUCCAUCCCUGGCUGGUAAUGUGCUGUUCACAGCCAUCUUUGGUCUUUACCUUGCCCUGCAGUUUUUUUUCGGCAUCCAGCACAAAACAUGGGGCUUCUUGGUCGCCAUGACCAUAGGGUUGCUGCUCGAAAUAAUCGGGUAUAUCGGUCGCAUUCUUCUGCGGUCUGAUAUGUUUUCUUUCUCGUGGUUCCUGAUGUACUUGGUCUGUCUGACCAUCGGCCCGGCCUUCUUCUCUGCGGCCAUCUACCUUACACUGUCGCGCCUGAUCGUCAUUUAUGGACAGCAGAAAGCGCGCUUCCGCCCGCAGGUCUACACUUACGUCUUCAUCACUUUCGACGUGAUUGCACUGGUCCUGCAAGCAGCCGGCGGCGCUGUCGCCUCGGUUGCGUCGGCCUACUCGUCACUACAGAACACUGGCGUCCAUAUCAUGGUCGGAGGCUUGGCCUGGCAGGUCUUUUCUCUAGCACUGUUUGGUCUAUUGAGCCUCGACUUUUGGUGGCGAGUUAUCCAUAGCCCCCCUGGGAGUGAACCAAUGAACCAGACGUUCGAAUUACUACGGUCGCGUCGGUCCUUCCAGCCCCUCUUCAUGAUCGCCAUCUUCCUCGCCGGCCUAUUCAUCUUUGUGCGAUCCGUGUUUCGAUGCGCCGAGCUCUCGAACGGGUUCGGUGGUGCGCUAGCCAACGACCAGAUUACGUUCAUGGUGCUUGAAGGGACCAUGAUGAUCCUAGCAUGCGGCCUCCUCACCUUCUUCCACCCAGGCUUGAUCAUUGGGAGAAAAGCGUGGGCGAUGGCGAGCUGGAAGCACAAGAAUCUAGAUACUUCUUUCGAAGAAGAAAAUUCUCACAGACUGAACCAAAGGAAGAAACAUGGGCUCUUCUAUAAGUUAUCCAACAACAGCCAAACCAGCAGUGUUGGAGACGGUUUUGAGAUCCUUCGUCAUUAG